UCGUGAGAAGUCGCACAACUUCGGCAAAGAGAAAACGGGAGGUAGAAUCAUCACAUUUUUUCUGCAGCACCUGAUGCAGGGUAAAAUGCUGAAAGUGCUUACUCUUCUGCUUGCUGCAGUAGCACCAUACGGCUCCUGUACAUCAUUGGAGCUUCGGUUCACCCCACAAGAUCUGACUCUGUUGAAAGGGGCAUCUACUAGUAUUCUUCUGUCCCUAAAGAAAUCACCUGAAAAUGCAACUAUUGAAAUCUCUGCAGAUCAUGCAGAUCUGGUAUACAUUUAUCCAUCCACCAUAACUGUUAUUGAAGGGAAUGUAUCUGAGGCAUGGACUGUGAAUGUGACAGCUGUGGACGUUGGUCGAGCACUUGUUGCAGCAAAUACAUCUAGCUCAUUAAUUGAUGUAACUGAAGCCUUCGUGAGGCUCACUAUUCAGCAUUCAGAUUUCCUUUAUCAUGCCAGCAUUGUUGUUGGAUGGGUAUAUUUUGCAGCUUGGUCGAUAUCUUUCUAUCCACAAAUAUACAUUAAUUGGAAGAGGAAGAGUGUUGUGGGUCUCAAUUUUGACUUUCUGUCAUUGAACAUACUUGGUUUUAUUUUAUAUUCACUUUUCAACUGCGGUCUGUAUUGGAUUCCUGAGGUGGAGGAGGAAUACUUCAAACUUUAUCCUAAAGGACUGAAUCCUGUACAAGUAAAUGACAUCGUAUUUGCCCUUCACGCAUCAUUUGCGACAUUCAUCACCAUAGUUCAGUGCUUCAUCUAUGAACGAGGUGACCAGACAGUUUCCAUCACGGCACGGGUUAUACAUGGCAUAUUUGCACUUUUCUUGUUCAUAAGUGUAAUCCUUGCAGCUACAUUGGUCAUUACUUGGCUUGACUUUCUGUAUUAUUGUUCCUACGUUAAACUGGCUAUUACUCUUAUAAAAUAUGUUCCACAGGCUUACAUGAACUACAAACGCAAGAGCACAGUGGGGUGGAGCAUUGGAAACAUCUUGCUGGAUUUCACUGGAGGAAUGCUGAGCAUGCUGCAAAUGAUUUUUAAUGCCUACAACUACAAUGACUGGAAUUCGAUAUUUGGAGAUCCUACAAAAUUUGGGCUGGGUCUUUUCUCAGUGAUAUUUGAUAUUUUCUUCAUUAUACAGCACUAUGUGCUUUACCGAACCCGUGGAUAUGAAAUCGUGGCCGGGACCACCACCACCUCAUCCAGCAGUGAACCAAUUAGUGCAUGACAGUGCACUAGCUCAUAAAUUCGAGGUGUGAUCAUUUUAGUUUUACUUGCUUGCUCAUGAUUAAUUUUGAAUUAAUCUCAGUAUUAAUGCAAAUUCUAACUGCACUUAUGAUGACUCUCAAGAAGUAUUGCAAGUGUCUAAUGUGAUGUGAAUUAUUUAAUUGCUGUGAUCUCUCAAAAUAUUUUAUACAGGAAUAUUUCAUUAUUACCACAUAUCAGACAAUUAAAUUGUAGUAAUUUAGGGCUCAUUAUAUUUAUUUAGUUGACAUUGUUAGUUUCUUGAAUUUAAAAUUAGAGUGUUUUUGUGGAUCUGAUACUUCAGUUUUUAUAUGAAUUUAUUGUACAUUACUAGGUAAUUUCUGUUUGAAAUAAUGUGCCACUGAUGUUUAUUAUGGAAAAAAAUAUUGUGUGUAGGAUACGAAAAAUGUGCUGCAUUGAAGUUCCUUAGUUUUUUCAAACAAGUGUUCCUUUGUGAUGUAUGUAGCCACAUAAGGUGACUGUUGAAUGUAUGUGAGUUGCAUUUGUGCAAAUUAUGAUAGUUUCAUUAAGACAAGAGAAUUGAUGGUGCUAAAUUUUUCAUGUAAUCUUGACUACUGGAUAUCAUUGUAUUCCAGAAUUAAGACUGAACGUGAUGACUAAAGCCCAGAUUUCUCAGCACAAUGAAAUAGUAAAAUAAGUGGGAAACAUGUUGAAAAUAAGCAAAAAUGAACACACACAAAAGAUAGUUUCACAGAA
Molecule: messenger RNA, 1956 nt
Organism: Schistocerca nitens (vagrant locust)
Lineage: Eukaryota; Metazoa; Arthropoda; Insecta; Orthoptera; Acrididae
Gene: Ctns
Product: cystinosin homolog
Exons: 11
Coding region: 74-1222 (382 amino acids)
Biological process (GO): L-cystine transport
Cellular component (GO): lysosomal membrane
Molecular function (GO): L-cystine transmembrane transporter activity
Source: RefSeq, a predicted model, not a curated record